AUGAAGACCGCCCGGAUCGCCCUGCGCACUGCCGUUCCGCUGGCAGGGACCAGCGGUGUCAGCAGCAGCCGCGCCGUGCCGCGGGAAGUGGAGCAGUUUUCCCGCUUCUCCCCGUCCCCGCUCUCCAUCAAGCAGCUGCUGGACUUCGGCUCAACUAAUGGGUGUGAGAGAACUUCUUUUGCAUUUUUGCGACAAGAACUUCCUGUGAGGUUUGCAAACAUACUGAGAGAAAUUGAUUUUCUUCCUGAUAAAUUACUAAGCACUCCAUCAGUACAAUUAGUAAAAAGCUGGUAUAUGCAAAGCCUAAAGGAGCUGAUUGAGUUCCAUCAGAAAAACCCAGAUGACCAAAAAGUCCUAUCUGAUUUUAUAGAUACAUUAAUUAGAGUCCGAAACAGACAUCAUGAUGUGGUUCCUACAAUGGCACAAGGAGUCAUUGAAUACAAAGAUACUUUUAAAGUCGAUCCUGUCACCAAUCAAAACAUCCAGUAUUUUUUGGAUCGUUUUUACAUGAGCCGUAUUUCCAUUCGGAUGCUGAUGAACCAACACACCCUUCUUUUUGAUGAUAAAUCCGGCUCAGGGCACCCAAGGCACAUUGGAAGUAUUGAUCCUUGCUGUGAUGUUGUUGAAGUAGUAAAUGAUGCUUAUGAAAGUGCCAAGAUGUUGUGUGACCAGUAUUACUUAACAUCUCCAGAAAUGAAGCUUAAUCAAGUGAAUGGAAAACACCCAGGAGAACCAAUUAACAUUGUAUAUGUUCCAUCUCAUCUUUUUCACAUGCUUUUUGAACUCUUUAAGAAUUCAAUGAGGGCAACUGUUGAAUUCCAAGAAGACAGUCCUUCCCUUUCUCCAGUUGAAGUGACAGUUGUUCUAGGACAAGAAGAUCUGGCAAUUAAGAUCUCAGACAGAGGAGGUGGUGUUCCAGUAAGGAAAAUUGAGCAGCUGUUCAGCUACAUGUAUUCCACAGCACCAAGGCCGAAAAUGGAUGAUGAUCGAAAUACCCCUCUUGCUGGCUUUGGGUACGGGUUGCCAAUUUCUCGUCUGUAUGCUAAAUACUUUCAAGGAGAUCUAAAUCUUUACUCGAUAUGUGGUUAUGGAACAGAUGCUAUCAUCUACUUGAAGGCCCUAUCAACAGAAUCAGUAGAAAAACUGCCAGUUUUUAACAAAUCAUCUUCAAAGCGUUACCAGGCUACGUCAGAGGCAGAUGACUGGUGUGUCCCAAGUAAAGACCCAAAGAAUUUAUCAAAACAGAGUGCAGCUGUUUGAAGAGAAGUUGGUAUCCAGGCACCUGAAGGGAUCAAGCUGGCUUCUCAAAAAAGACUAGUGUUUGGAAGUACUCAUCUACUUCCAAACAAGCAAAUUCUUCAGUUUUAGGACUGGCAGAAGAUAAAGAUAAGGCUGUUACAGCUUAGGCUGUAUGCUCUGAAUGUCAAAUCCUUCUGCAGCCUUCAGGCUGAAGAAAAUAGGAGCAUGUGUCUUUGAAGAUCUGUGUAUAGAGGAAAAACAGACUAUAUUUUUAACUAUGAUCAAAAACUUGAUGUGGUAGAGGUGUGCAAUUUUUCAAGUCCUUUUUAAUGCUUGAAUACUGAUAAAUGUCAGUUGUGCUGGUGUAUAUUUUUCUCCUAGAAUAGUUGUCAGCAAUUCAUCUUAUUUUAAAACUUCUCAGGUAGACAACACCUAUGCUUUAAAGAUGUAUUUACGACGUUUGGAAAGGCUAAGACCCACUUAACGUGGCAGUCUUGUAGCGACAUACAAACAGCAUUCAAAUACAGCCUGACUGGAAGAGAGGGAGGGAGGAAGUGUUUUCCAUGUAUAUUGAAGUCCUGUUUUUUAGAAAAACCCAAACAAACAUAAUAGUUCUCAUGUGACACCUUGCUCUGAGAGUUACAUCACCAGAGGUUUCUUUUAUGUUAAGCUGUUCAGGCAAAAUUAGCCAUGGAAGUCUCCUAUGCAUAAGAUAACGAAGAAGGAAAUCAGGAUAAUUUUGAAAAGUACUGGAAAGGAAUGCUACUUGGUUAUAGAAGCUGUAAGUUUAGGCUACAUCUAGCUUAUAUUCCUGCACUCCAGAAAGCAUGUGCCAAGUAAGUCAGGAUUUUCUAAGAGCUGAAGUCAGAGAUGCAAGUUGAAUGGAAAGGUUUUGGUGAUCUGUAUUAUGGAAGCAUGAUGUGGGAAAUGGCAUGUUUAAAACAUGGUCUUGUGGUUCCUUUUUGUCUUGCUGUUAGAAGUUCAGUGGCUUGGGACACUAAGCUAAAAUCUGCCUGUUGUAUUUGUGGUCCAAUACAAAUUUGACACUAGCUCAAAGAAGUACAUGGGGCUUCUGCACCCUGAAAGCUGCAAGGAGUGGAAGAGGUCUGUUUGAAAGGUUUUCAGGACAGGUACUGUUGAAUUAGAAUUCUAUUCUAAGAACUGUUCAUUGCCGUAGAAAGAGCUUAGGAAAUACAAGUUUCGAAAGGUGAACAGCACUGAAAACAACAGAAUAAUUCUCAUGAACAGCAAAACAAUGGGGAAUUGUCACAGGAGCAGUGCCAGUGGGAGAGAGCUAUUAGGGAAAUAUUCCAUUCUCAAUAAGCUGCUUCGUUUCCCAUCUUUGUGCAUUUUCUCCCUUGUAACAACAGAAGUUAAACUAUUGGACAUUGUCAAACUGGCCAGUCAAAGUUUAUCAGGGCUGUAUAAUAUUACUUGAAAUUUUUUUUUACUAAUUAGCAUAUUACCUUAAGUGAAUAUGAGCCUUUGCAAGAAGCUGCAUCCUGUUCUGUCAGGUGACAGUCUUCUAAAACAGAUUUGUAUUUGUUGGACAGAAAGCCACUCCAUACUCUUUUAUCUACUGUGAAUAGCAAAUAUUUUUAAAAGGAAUGUUAAAGAUAACAUUUAGAAGUAUUGGUGAUAACUAAUGAGUGUAAUGACUUCAGUACUGCAUCAAGGCUGUUUUUAUCCCAGGGAAUAAGCUGCUGUCACUAAAAGUCACCAGAUCAUUUCUGAGCUCAGCUCAGUAUAUGAAAUGGAUGAUAUAAAUUAAAUACCUUUGUCUAGAAUAUACAGGUGUGAAAAAGCUGCCUUAACUGCCAUGGUAUACCUGAGUAUUUGAAUUGGAAUCAAGGUCACGAAAAGAUACCUAGGUAGUCAUGGUUGUCAAGUAAACUCAAAUUACACCUCUGUCUGCACCCUGUAAUGCUUAAACAUGAGUUGAGGUCUCAUGGUAUACUGUCUAUCUGUAGCAUAGCUGCAGCUACUCCAGGUCGGUGCUGGAGCAUCUGCUUCAAAGCAGAUGAGGCACAUGGGUGCUGUAAACGCCUCUGUAAUGUUGCUUGCAGUGAAGUUGCAGAACACAUUCAUGGUGCAGACAGAGGUGUGUAUAGCACUUAAGAAACUCACAUGGAAUCUCUGGUAUUAAAAAUUUCUUAAGGGCUACCUACCUAAAUACUACAGAACCUUUUUCAGCAUUUACUGAAUUUUUAUUCCUGGAAGUAGAGUUGUAGCCUUAAGCCUUUUACUUGGAUGUAGAUGUUGAAAUAAUUUUAUAAUAAAAUCUUUGAAAUGGU
Molecule: messenger RNA, 3533 nt
Organism: Melopsittacus undulatus (budgerigar)
Lineage: Eukaryota; Metazoa; Chordata; Aves; Psittaciformes; Psittaculidae
Gene: PDK4
Product: pyruvate dehydrogenase kinase 4
Exons: 11
Coding region: 1-1260 (419 amino acids)
Biological process (GO): regulation of glucose metabolic process; protein phosphorylation
Cellular component (GO): mitochondrion
Molecular function (GO): pyruvate dehydrogenase (acetyl-transferring) kinase activity
Source: RefSeq, a predicted model, not a curated record